Nematocida ausubeli is the source of this 987-nucleotide messenger RNA. RefSeq lists its product as uncharacterized. The record is from RefSeq and is a predicted model, not a curated record. The transcript has a single exon. The coding region runs from base 1 to 987 and encodes 328 amino acids. NCBI's taxonomy places the organism in Eukaryota, Fungi, Microsporidia.
AUGGGCAGAAAAACACGAACACUGCGCGCUCUGGCUACUAUAAGACUGAUAUGUGCUGGGUUUUUAGGUUUCGGGUUAUAUUUAGAGACAGGAGUGUGCUCAAAGUAUACAGAUAUAAAUUUUAAAGAAAAGCUUCAAACUAGAGAGCAGAAUGCAAAUAUUCUUCACAGAAAGUAUUUAAGCGAGCUAGAUAAAUUUAAGAGCAAAAGACAUGCUGUGGAUCUUGCUUGGGAUGAGUAUGAAAUAAAGUAUAGAGACGCUGUAAAUGCAUAUGCCGAGAGAAAAAUAGGUAUAGAUGCGCAUGCUGAAAGAUGGCGCAAUGCAAAGAUGAGCUCUCCAAUUCUUGCCAGCAUCUACUGCGAAUUAGUGUGCAUAGAUAAAAAAGAACACGCCUCCCAUAUAGACAUAGAAGAUUGCGAUUAUCUGGGUUGCAUUUGGGCUAAUUCAUCUGAAGUAAACGAGCUGGAGAAAGCUGCGCAUUGUUUGGAUGUAUUGCUUAAUAAAAAAAAGGUGGACUGCGCAAUAGAAAGCACCAAAGUGUCACGAGUAAGCUAUAUAGCAUAUAUAAGCCAGAAGCUAGAGGCGCAGAAGGCAUACAGCAGCAAAAUCAAGCAAGAGUACAUAGCCUCAAAGGAUAUUCUGGACAGCUCACUAAAAUUGCUAUGUCUAGAGGAUUUAUUUGAAAGAAUAAAGAAUAAGUCAAUAUUUGGGACUGUGGCAGAGAUAAUCAAUGUCUGUCUCAGUGCAGAAGGACACUCUCUGAAGAAAGCAGAGGCGCAUCUGCAGGCAAUGGAGUGUUUAAAUAGCCUUACUUUCUGGAUAAAUAGUCUGAACGAUCUGCAGGAGUUGUGUAUAUUAAAAACAGACAUGCUGAAAUCUGCAUAUCUAGCAUAUCACGUUGUAGCUAACCUGUGUGAAGAGCAGAAUGCACUUGUAGAAAAGGCUGGCAAGGCGUACAAAAUGGCGAAGGGACAUUUAAGAGUAUGA